Messenger RNA from Epinephelus fuscoguttatus (brown-marbled grouper), 6616 nucleotides. RefSeq names its product cadherin-24 (gene cdh24a). Gene Ontology annotation, molecular function: cadherin binding; calcium ion binding. The record is from RefSeq and is a predicted model, not a curated record. Lineage: Eukaryota; Metazoa; Chordata; Actinopteri; Perciformes; Serranidae. Bases 755 to 4576 code for a protein of 1273 amino acids. Gene Ontology annotation, biological process: homophilic cell-cell adhesion; adherens junction organization; multicellular organism development. Gene Ontology annotation, cellular component: catenin complex; plasma membrane; adherens junction. The transcript has 15 exons.
UUACGUGACAUUAGAGAAAAUCGAUUCAUUGUGUUAGUCCGACUGUAAUCGUACGAAAUCGAAUUCCUCAAAGUCGAACUAACACACCCAGAUAAUGUGAUUAGGAGUUAAAUUAUCUGCGCAUGCACCAAAGUUUCUGUCCUCAGCCUUGACCUCAAAGUCGAACAGCAUUAAAUGCAUAACAGAAGAAGAAUCAGAAAACAACAUUUUGAAAUCUACAUCCAGAACCGCGACUUUUGGGACGGACAAAGAGAUCCAGUUCAUGCUGUGUCAGCUUAAAGGGUGUACAGCACGUAUGAAAUGUACAGAGCUUUAUAGUUGUCCACCAGUUUGCCGCUAGCUAACUAGUUUGUCAGUUUGGUCUGUGAUGCAAUAGGUCAAGCGGCAAAAGGUCCAUAUCGCCACCUAUCGUAGCGUAGUCAGAUUCGGAUACUUCGGCCAAUAAAUCGAUUCCCCUCCCGUGCUUGUAUACUGGGCUACUAUAGAGACAUGGUGGUGCAACAUAGCAGACUCCAUGGAUGAGGACCCUCUCCCCAUGUAGAUAAAACAGCUCAUUCAAAGGUGAUCCUGUGCAGCAUGUGUACUGCACGGGGAAAUGUGAGAAGAGAAGGCGAAGAAGACUCACUCUGGGGAGAAGAAACCUGAAGACAGGAGGAGACGCACGGUGUAACAACACAAGAUGGAUCAUCAUGCAGAUGUGCUUCUGAUCAGCCAUUCAUCGGUUAUUCUUUGAAACACACAGUUAAACUUAGCAAUGGCAGCACACACAGUGCUUCUUUUUCUUUUAGUCUGGAACGGGGGAAGCAUUUCAGCGGCUGUUGGCUUAUCAGAGGAAGAUCAGGAUUUGCAGGUGAUAUCAAGCAAAAGACAACAAGUUUUACCUCAGCCAGAGUCCAUUGAUAACUUAACUGUGAGUUUCAAAGAAUUGGGAAGCCAGCGUCAGACUGAAGAGGAUGAUGUAAGAACGCUGCCAAAUGUGGCUCUUAGACUAAAUGGCAGAAAACCUAAUGAUUUGGACUUUAAGGAUAAUAUAGCAAGGCAAACAGCUGUACUUAAACAUUCCAAUUCUGCUGCCAAAUCCCUAUUACCCAAACAUAUCCCUGAACUCACUCUGAACCACGAGAAAAGAAGCAAUUUGACUAAUGGAGAAGCUGAAGGUGUAAUUAAUGUUCUCAGUCAAGUGCCGAGUUCAGACGAAGAGCACGCUCUCCAGCCUGAACUCCAUUUAGAGACAGGUGUCGGUGACGUUCUGCCCCAGAGAACACGGGGCCACUCUAAAUGGGUCACGGAGACUGAAGACGGGCGGUCCGAGCCUCGCUCUCGCCGCCGGAGGAGCUGGCUGUGGAACCAGUUCUUUGUGAUCGAGGAGUACAGAGGGCCUGAGCCUGUGCUCAUUGGGCGGCUGCACACAGAUAUGGACAAAGGAGACGGACGCACUAAGUAUAUGUUGGAGGGGGAGGGGGUGGGCUCUGUGUUCGUUAUUGACGGCAACACAGGAAACAUACAUGUCACCAAGUCUUUAGACCGCGAGGAGAAAGACCAGUACCGCCUCAUCGCAACAGCUACAGAUCGUCAGACCGGCCGAGCCCUGGAGCCCUCGUCUGAGUUCAUCAUCAGAGUUCAGGACAUCAAUGACAACCCGCCUGUUUUCCUUGAUGAACCCUAUGUUGCCAUGGUGCCAGAGAUGGCCAACAUAGGCACGUCCAUAAUCACAGUCACAGCCAGAGAUGCCGAUGAUCCAACAUAUGGAAACAGCGCCCGGCUGGUGUAUGCCAUCACUCAGGGCCAGGACUAUUUCUCUGUGGAUCCUCAGACAGGCGUCCUGCGGACAGCUGUACCUGACAUGGACAGAGAGACACGGGAUGAAUAUCUGGUCGUCCUCCAGGCCAAAGACAUGGGCGGGCAUCUGGGCGGAUUAUCAGGGACUACCACCAUCACUGUGAAGCUGAGCGAUGUCAACGACAACCCCCCUCACUUCAGAAGGAGUGCGUGGUCAUUCUCUGUGUCGGAGCUGGCGGCGCCAGGUGUGGAGGUGGGCCGCCUCACUGCCACUGAUCCAGACCUGGGAGAAAAUGCACAGCUGGAGUUUACAAUCCUGGACGCAGAGGAGGCCGAGGUAUUCAAUAUAACCGGAAGAGACCAGGAGGCUGUGAUUGUUCUAAACAAGCUGCUGGAUUAUGAAACCCGUAACUCCUACACUUUCUCUGUGGAAGUUGCCAACCCUAUAGUGGAUGCACGGUACCUAAGGAAAGGUCCCUUUAAGGACCAGGCAACAGUCCGGGUCAUGGUGCUUAAUGCUGAUGAGCCGCCGCGAUUCUCUCAGGCUCGGUACCAUCUGGAUGUGUCUGAGAACUGCCCCCCUGUCUGCUCUGUUGGCCGGGUGCACGCUGUGGACCCAGACACAGGACAAAGCGCCAACAUCAGGUACUCCAUCGAUCCCCAGUCAGACCCCGAGGCUCUGUUCCGCAUCGCCUCUGACACGGGCUUUAUCAACACAGUGAUGGAGUUGGACCGCGAGCAGGAGCAGUGGCAUAAUAUCACUGUCAUCGCCACACAGAGGGACAAUCCAAAUCUUGUGUCAAGGGUUGUGGUUGCUAUAGAGACACUGGAUCAGAAUGACAAUGCGCCGGAGUUGGACAGACAGUAUACAACGUCUGUAUGUGACUCCAGUGCCCCGGGUCAGGUAGUUCAGGUCCUGCGAGCCAUCGACAGGGACCAAGGAGUGCAGGACACCCCAGUCCACUUCAGCAUCCCUCCAGAGUCCAGCUCUGCCCUCAACCUAACCAUCAGGGAAAGCGGAGGUGUGACAGCCAGCCUGGUGCUCCAGUCAGCCUUGGAGCCCCUCCCUGGCUUCUCCUCAUCCUCACUCACCCUCUAUGUGCCGGUGGUGCUGCGCGACGGUGCCUCAGGUCUGACCAACACUGGCACGGUCACUGUGACCAUUUGUCCUUGUCUGCGAGGGGGCAUGCAGACAGAGGAUAGAGGGAGACAGAGGGACAGGAGAUGGGAGAGACACAUGGUUUGUCUCCCCGUGCCUUCUGCCUCCCCGUCUCUCAUAUUCAGUUUGGUCACCUUGCUCGCCAUGCUGGCUUGUGUCACCACUCUGCUGGUGGUGUGUGCACUCUCGCUGUCAUUGCGCCAUCAGAAGCGAGACUCCCACUCACCCUUCGAGGAGGAUGAUGUCAGGGAGAACAUCAUAUCCUAUGAUGACGAGGGGGGAGGGGAAGCAGACACCGCAGCUUUUGACAUUACAGCGCUGCAGAGCAUGCACAGAAUACAGCACAUGCACAACAACAGGAACAUAUGGUACACCCAGCAGAAUGCGCCGAGGGCCAGGACGUACAGCUGGAGUCGUAACCCACGCCCCGGCCUGGACCCACAGCAGAGGCCGGGCUCGGCGCCACUCUACGGACGCUUCUGUUACGGCAUUCACACGCUGCCUGUUCUCAGAGAUUAUCCAGUCGGGCCACUGGAGGCAGGACUGCAGCUAACACAGCUGACCCAUGGGCUCACUGGAGGUCACAUUGGCAAUUCCCUUGUCAUCCAGAACCAGAGCACCUUUGAGCCUCCGCUGCGCUCUCCUGAGAUGAGCCCUGCUAGUUACGAAGCAGAGCACACGCUGGCGAAGAGCAGAAUCACAGAGAGAAAUGAGGGCAGUGAAGCAAAUGCUGCUGACACAAAAGAGAAGCAGGAUCAGGCAAAGAUAAACCCACCAGAAGCAGAGUCGACACCAACAGCCACCAACGCUGCCAAUCCGACCCACUGUGACCCAAAUGAGUCUUCAUGCCAAAGUCACACCAGCUCCUCGUCAAACCAGCAAGAGGGGCGACCGGGGUCAUCGCAGACUCAGAUCAGCACUGCAGCCACCAGCUGCACGUUAGAUGACAUUGACACUGAUUCCUCCAUCCCUUCCGUUUCAGAGCGAAAUUAUUCAAAUGGCAGUGAGAUCGGCUCUGUGAACCCUCCUGUUUACCUGAAAGGAGACACGUACAGCAUUGUUGGCUCCCUGAAUCCAAACAGCAGAGGGACGUGUAUGAACGGGACUAGCGGCAGAGGGUUGUACCCAGCGGGAGUGCAGCUACUGAACAUGUGCAGACUCCAGAGUAAGGAUUUGACCCCGCAGCCUUUGUCCUUACCUGGGGGGAUGUUUGGCAACAACAGAGGCUGGGCAUGCGGGGCGGAGCCUGCCAGAGCAGAGGCCACCAACCCGCAGCCCCUCCGUAUGGAAGACCUCCUGAAUAUCCGUCUGGACCAGGUCACCUUUGACCUGUCCCAGCCGCCCUAUGACUCACUGCAGACUUAUGAGUUUGAGGGCCGUGACUCAAGGGCUGAGUCACUGAGUUCACUGGAGAGCGACGGGGAGAAGGACGAUGGGAGAGUGGUCGGAGGGAUGGAGGAGUUAAACCAGAAGUUUCAGAGGCUGGUGGAGAUCAUCAGAGAGAGGGAGAAGGAGAAGGAGGGAGGAGGAGGGGAGACACGAGCGGCUGAGGGAGGCGAGACUGCAGCGGCUGCUCACGAUGAGACUCAUAAACAAAAGGAGGACAAAGAGCAAGAACAGCAGAGAUGGGAUUUCUAGACUGCAAUAAAAGAAAAGUUAGAGAGAGGAGAACUCUUUCAGCAGUGAUGGAUUUUAAACACAGCAGGGGUGGCAAAAUACACAGCCUCUGACAGAGAUCUCCUUGUCCCACACACCCCUGCCAGGAGGAGAAUACAGCAGGCUGACAGUACAGUCGAGACUUGUGGUGGAAUCAGUGCACAGCGUAUAGUUUUCACCUCCACUAUGUUUAUAAAAUGCAUAUGGAAUCUGUCACUUUUCACACUUCUCUUGUAACAGAUAUUAAUAAUGCACUUGGGCUUUCAAAGCUAAAGUUAUGAAAAAUUAACAUUUUUGAAAUAUUGAUUCUGAGCCCUGAAAGCUGCAUUGUUAGAAAAUAGGCCUCAUUAAAUAUUGACCAGAAUUGUGAUGUUUAAUAUUGAUAGUUUAAUAGGGGCACACUCACUAGAAACCUUUGGAAUCUGAAUCCGAAUAAACCCUCACAGGCGUACAGUACAGUGCUGCAGGCCGACACUGCUGUGUGUUCACAGAGCCUCUCUGACGAGUCUGACUGUAUACGUUGAUAUUCUGUAGCUCCAUAGAGAGCGUCCGGCUCCAGCGAGUAGCAAAAUCUGCUCACUAUGCAAUCUGCACACAGUUAGAAAUGAUUAGAUUGUCACUGUCAAAGACUUGUGUACUGUUGUGAAAGUACAGUAAAUAACGUCCAUAUGUAGAUAAAUAUCAGCGUCUGCUUUACUGCUUAUUGCUCAUGAGUGGACGAUUGUUUCAGGAGGGGGGAUGUUUACCGCAAUCCACACAGGAAAUUAAGCAUCUGAUUUUCAGUUAUUAAACUGUUGCAGGCGUAAGCGUACAAUAGACAAUGCUCCCCAUAAUUUCACCCACGCAAGAUUAAUUAUAAUUCACUAUUGUGUUUGCGUUUGCUGGUCUAGAAUUAUCUCCAAAGGCUUAUUUAUCUCCCACCUUUUAAAGAGACAAAAUUAGGCGAAAGCCAUCAUGUGGCGCGGUACACACAGGCAUUGUUCCCGUGACGAGCCCAGAGCAACAGCAAAAUAAUCAUUUACUCCGAGAUUGUGUGAUGUUAUUCAGCAGCCUGUCACUCGACAAUGACUCAUUUCUAUAGCUAUUUUUCAAAGCUCAUUCCUUAUUCACAAGGUAUCUGGAUGAGUUAUUAAAAUAAUGACAUUAUUUUCAGUAAUAUGAUAAAAAUGUAUUUGACUUUCUGCAAUUAUUCCCGCGUCCUCUGCAGUGGGAAUUUAGGUCUUAAUCAGCCGCCGCUCUAAUACGAUUGCAAUGCUUUCAAACUAAAUUUGACAGAAAAUCUUUGGCAUCCUGACAAGAAGAAUGAGGUGUAAAAAAGACUGGACUCCUCAGGCAAGAGAGUGAAAUGCAGAGGAGAGGGAGUGGGAUAUUAUAUGAAGUGCCAAGUGAUAACUAGUCAUCAGCACGCUGCAUAUUGUCAGUACGCAGUGGGUAUCUUCUGGCAUAGCUGCUGCAGAAAUGUCACCGUACAGAUGAUCAAGAGCCAGACACGUCGUCACCCUGGAGAUCAGGAGCAGAUUUAAUUUAACAAUGAACUAAAUAUAGACUCACAAGUUAGAGUGUGAGACACUUUCUGUAUUACCACUUCAAAAAAAUAGUUAGACAAAAAUAAAAUAACGGCAAAUUAAAAUGUGUUUGAAAUUCAAAUGUGUAAAAGGCAUAUUGGCAUUCACACACACUUUAAAGAGAGCUGAGGAGAAGUGCUGUGAAGUGGUGGACGUCAGCGUCUGUCCAGGCAGCAGCCACCGACGGUACAAUGGUGCCACCUAAAGUUAAACAUGUGCACUGCGUCUUGUCCGUCGUCUGAGCACUGAGGUGUGAUAUAACGAUGAAGCAGCACAGAACAACAGGAAAAUUGAUUCAGUCUAGACAAAGACCAUAUUUCCUUUUGAUCCAUAAAAACAACAUACUGGCUUGAUUAACUUUGAUUUUUAAGAAAAGUUCAGGUGGGCAGAUGCUGCUGUGGGACACUGACACACUGUUUAUGGCUCAGAUCUAUUAUUAGAUUUCACACAGUGCUAA